AGAUAGAUCCACAACUAUUUCUCACUAAACCCAGUUUCUGUAACUUCUAUCCAUUCACAGUUUUUUUUUGUUAUUAUUAUUGUCAUAUCCUUCCCAUAUUUCUCAGUAUUGCAGAUUAAUCAAGAUCACGUGUUGUACGUUGUGAGCAUUGUCCAUUUUGAGAGAGAAAAUUGUUACCUUUCAUCACCACUGCAGAAAAAGACAUUUCUUCGUUGUGAAUUUUGAGUAUCUUGCACAACCUGUGGGUACAAUUUGAUACGGGUAUAUUUUAAAGAAGUGAAAAAUUUGGAGACUGAGAAAUUCGGCAUGUUCAGAUUAUCUCCUCGGAGGAAUCAAAGAUCGAAAGGCUUCAAGGUGAAGCAUGCUCUACAACUAAUCCUCUUGCUUGGCAUUUGUAUCUGGUUGGUUUACCAAAUCAAACAUUCCCAUGAGAAUAAAGGAUCCAAAGGCGAAAACCCGAAAAUCAAUAGUGAUUUGAAAUUAGGGAGGAAGGAUCCCCGUCCUCGUGUGGAGGAAACUUCAGUGAUCGAUGCGAGGCACAAGGAGGAGGAUGACGAGGAGGAAGAAAACAAGCAUGAGGAGCAAACCAAACUGGAUGAUGUUAACGGUGUGGAAGAUGAAGCCCUGAUGCAAAAGAAUGAGAUAAGUAGCAGUGAAGAGAAUUCAGAGAAUGGACAGGAUUCAGUGGACAAAGAGAAUGAAGAGAGUUCUGAAAACGACGGGACUCACAUGGAAAGUGUGCAGCAUAAUAUGGAGGAGGACAAUACGGAGAGGGAGCAUGGAGAGGAUGAUAAAAAUGACACGGAGGAGAACAAAGAAAGUGGAGAAACUAUAGAGAAGGGUGUACAGGAGAAUGAAGAGACAGAAGAUAACGGGAACGAAGCAAUCAACCAGAGUGAAACAGAAGUGAAUGAACUUGAGCAGAAUAAUGAGCAAGAUGGUAAAGAAAAGGAGGAGAGAAAUGAAAUUGAAGCCGAGAAAGAAGAGCAUGAUAAUAAGAUUCAGGAAGAGACUUCAUCUGAAAAUCUGGUUCAAGAUGGAGGCAUGAAAGAAGAGGAGGAGCGUAGAGAACAACAAUAUGCUGGAGAUAAUGCCUCGAGUGCUGUAGACCAUAAGUCAGAAGAUGUCUUUGAUGAAACUUCUAACAAGGCAGAAAAAUUUGACAAAAGGGAAAACAAUGAAUUUGAGUCAGAGUCUGAGAAAAGUGGCUCCGAAAAUACUGAAGUGACUGAUUCCACUGUGACAACAGACAGCCAAGAAAAUGAUGGCGAGAAUGAGGCAAAUACAGAGAAUGAUUCCCAGAAGAGUUCUAUUUCGGAAUCAGGCGAGCAACAAGAAGUUCAGCAUAACUUCAAGAAUGAGUCUACAGAUGAGACUGACACAUCUUUCAUCACUGAGAAACAUAACGAAACAUCAGAAAACUCAGACUCCAAGGUAGAGGACUCCAGCAUGCAAAAAUCAUUGCCGGAUUCCGAAAAUGCUAACUCAGAUACUGCAGCAGAUGAGACCGGUUCCAGUUCAAAAUCUUCCUCAGAAACUCUUGAUAAUGAUGCAAAAAAUGGAGAAUUUCAGGACAGUGCUAACAAUAGUUCUGUUGUGAACGAAAAUUCCAACACCAAUUCUGUCCAAGAAGAAGCACAAGAGAAUGUUCAAUCAUCCAAAACAUCAGAAUCUGAUAACAAAGAUUCAAACCUAGAAGGGGAACUCACUACCACUGAUACUAAAUCAGAGCAGAAAAAGGACAAAUCCUCAAACAAAGAAAACAAGACAGAUGCAGUGGAAAAUGAGAGCGAGAGCAAAAACACUAGCGAAGACAAUUCUUCUGAUACUACUUCUGAUCAAAACAAGGAUGAUUCUUUGAAAUCAGAGAACAACAGUGAUGCAAACCAGGAUGGCUCAAAUGCUGAUAUAAAUGAGAAAGAUGCAUCAUCCAAUGCGGAACUGAACGAGAACAAGAAUGAGAGUGAAAAUGAGAACAAGAAUGAGAACGAAAACGAGAAUGAGAACAGUGAUCGGAGCAAGACGACAAGCGAAAAUGAUGAUGAAGGUUCUCAAAAUGAGAAAGAGGAAAUUGCACACACUGAUGCGGAUAGCAAUUCCAACUUGCAUGAGGAUCAAGGAAGUUCUGAUCGCGUCGAUUUGGGAACUUUGCCGGACACCAAUGGGGAAAGCAAUCACAGAGAUGUUGCUACUGCAGAGUGAUAAUGCACUGCAAUAAAAUUAGUUUUAUCUUUUUCUUUCUUCUUUUAGUUACAAUUAGUUUGUUAUCUUUGCUUCUUCUGAUCCUCUGCUUUCGUUUUUGGUUGAGCCAUGCGCUGUUCUUUAGGUGGUUUAUGAUAUGAAAGUUUUUGGUUCCGUAGGAUUAGAACAUGAAUAUUUAGCGUUAUAGUUUAAGCUGUAUAAAUUAUAUCCUGUUUAACUGAACUGUAUUAAAUGCAAGCAAUAAUAGUUACAACUUACUUUGAAACUA
Messenger RNA from Arachis ipaensis, 2470 nucleotides. RefSeq lists its product as uncharacterized. The record is from RefSeq and is a predicted model, not a curated record. Lineage: Eukaryota; Viridiplantae; Streptophyta; Magnoliopsida; Fabales; Fabaceae.